CGUUGAUCUUCUUCUUCUUCCUCUUUUUUGGAAGCCAACUCUAACUCGAAAUCCUUGAGGGAAGAGAGGGAAAGAAAAAAAAAGAAUUGAAGAAAAAAGAUGAGCGGAGAAUGGAAAAAUGUAGUCCCGCGCGGCGACCCCCGGAGCCAGUACCAUUAUGGCACGUUUCAAGGCGUCGCCAACUACUACCCUCCUUUCCCUCAACCACUUCCCCAGCCGGUCGUUGGCUUUCCUCGUCCUGUUGUGCCUUCCGGCUCCGCCAGCACCAGCGUCCCUUUCCAUGGUUAUCAAACCGUUUCGGGUUAUCCCAUUCCUGAAGACACAUUUGUGAUAGAGCAUCGCCUUCCUUUUUGUGGUCUUGGGAUGGGCUGGUUGUUGUUUUUCCUGGGUUUCUUCUUUGGUGGUAUUCCCUGGUACCUUGGAACUUUUAUCCUUCUGUGCGUACGUGUGGACUAUAGAGAAAAACCUGGAUAUGUUGCAUGUGCUAUAGCGUCUAUUCUUGCUAUGAUAGCUGUUACUUUUGGCGUAACAAAGGGAGCUCAUGCUUGGUGAGGUAAAUAUAACAUUGAAACUAAGUGUACAGUCAUGGAAUGCCAUGAUAAUGGGUUGUAAUCUCAAUUUGAAGAAACCUUAUUCUAAUUUAUAAUGCAAAUGCAUCUUCAUUACCAAGUCUUUCUUCUGAAGAGAUUACAGAAUUUAUUCACUGCAUAGCUGCCUAGCAUUGAAUUAGCAAGUGUAAAUACUCAUAUUUUUCCUUUUUGAACAUAAACUGAAGGUAAUAUU
Molecule: messenger RNA, 783 nt
Organism: Rubroshorea leprosula
Lineage: Eukaryota; Viridiplantae; Streptophyta; Magnoliopsida; Malvales; Dipterocarpaceae
Source: the annotation of a GenBank genome assembly